This is a messenger RNA of Pestalotiopsis fici W106-1, 1101 nucleotides long. RefSeq lists its product as uncharacterized. The record is from RefSeq and is a predicted model, not a curated record. The transcript has 2 exons. NCBI's taxonomy places the organism in Eukaryota, Fungi, Ascomycota, Sordariomycetes, Amphisphaeriales, Sporocadaceae. Gene Ontology annotation, molecular function: hydrolase activity. Bases 1 to 1101 code for a protein of 366 amino acids.
AUGGCAUCCAUGUCCCACAAUCAGCGCCUUGCCGCCUGGCAAGACCUAACACAAAGUCCAAGAGAUCCGGAACUUGUGAAGCUUCUUGCCAGCAGUGGCCCUUGGCCUGAUCCUCCCUUCACAGACAUACCACAGUGCCGCGGAAUUUCGGACUACGCCGAUGGCUUGCUUACAAAAGCACUCGGAUCGCCUCCAACUGGCCUACAGGAGGAGGUCCGUUCCAUUUCGACGAGUGAUGGAUACACCUCGACCGCUCUAUUGACACGGCCUGUACCAGGCUCCGAACCUGGGCCACUCAUUGUGCUGUUUCAUCCGGGAGGUUUCUUUCUCGGGAGCCCUACUAAAUUGACCAUGUAUGCUCGUCCACUCGCGAAAUUGUUUGACGCUUCAGUUCUCUGUCCUGCAUACCGUUUCGGACCAGAGCACGCAUUUCCGACUGGCAUCGAGGAUGCGUGGCAGACACUGCAAUGGGCCGCAGCUCACGCCUCAGAGCUCGGCGCAGACCCUGCCAGAGGAUUUCUUGUAGGCGGUAUCUCUAGUGGUGCCAACUUUGCAGUCGUGCUCACGCGGCGGGCUGUGGAGGUUGAACUCCAGCCUCCAGUCACGGGUACAUGGGCCCCAAUCUUCAUGGGCUUGAAGGAAGAGGAUGCGGUGCCUAGUGAUUAUAAGAAGUUUUGGAAGAGUCAUGAGCAACAUCGCGACGCGCUCGUCAUUGAUGAGAACAAAGAGGCAACCAUGUGGGACUAUUAUAAACCCCAGGCCACGUCUCCCUUGUUCAAUCCUCUAGCAUCACCUUUCGAGAAAAUCAACACGAUGCCCAAGAUCUUCCUCCAGGUUGCAGGUCAUGAUAUUUUCCGCGACGACGGACUCAUCCUUGCAUAUGCACUUCAGGAUCAUGGUGUCGAGGUGAAGUUGGAGGUGUACCCAGGAGUAUGUCAUUCGUUCUGGGUAUUCGCACCAGGCCUCACUCUUUCAAAGAAAUUCGUGAAAGACAUCGUGGAGGGUUUUGCUUGGCUGUUGGGCGCGAGCACAGAGAGCCUUGGUCAGGGCUGGGAAACGGCGAUGGCAAUGCCUACCAUUCAACUUGAAGAUACUACUUAG